GGUUAAACACUUGACUAAAUCAUGUUGUGCUAAAUCUAGUGCGUAGCCGAUCCGACGACAAUCGACCUUAUAGACCACGACAAUUUUACUCCGCUAAUCCACGCUAUCAUCCAUGGUCACCUUACAUGCGUAAAACGGCUUCUCGAAACCUCCUCCCGCCUAGAUCCGAAGUCAGAGACGGACCAUAUACCACUCAACCUCGCCUGCGAGCAUGGGUCACUCGAUAUAGUCGAGCUCCUCCUAGAGCAUGGUGCCCAGAUACUUCCUGAUGCCGAAGGCUUGUACCCGCAACAUCUCGUAGCUCGGUCGGGCCAGACGCCUCAACUACUCCGAUUGCUGCAGAACUAUGGUGCGGACUUGGAUCAAGUCGAUAAGCUCUACGGCUGGACCCCGCUAGUGCACGCAGCGAGCGAAGGGAAUGUGCCUUGCUUAGAGGAGCUUCUGAAUGUGGGCGUUGACCCAAAUAUCGUCGACGAGAAAGACUUGCCUGCAAUGUACUAUGCGGCAUGGGAAGGUCAUCUGGAAUGCAUACAGAAGCUCACACCGUAUCAAAGGGGCAAAGCAGAAAGUCCCCUGAUGAUGCAAACGACCGGUCCUCUUCUUGCCCCUAUGGGGAGUGGAAAUAGUCCUAUCCCUAUGUCGCUCGAUGCAGAUGCUAUUCCUAUCCUUGAACUUCCGCCACCUAUAAUACCUCUGAGACGCUACGGUCAUAACUUCCUCGACACGAAGGCUGUGAUCCAAAUCAGCUUCCAGGUAGAAGGAGACCACCCAUUAGUGUUCUUCCACGACAGCAAAUACCCAGCCGCGCGACUAACCAUCUCUUCCAAAGCGUCGGACCUCAUUCCUAAGAAUAUCAUAUUACCUUUUCAAGAAGACACUCGACUCGUAUCUUUCCAGGUCGACAAUCUUGACACUUUCACCCUUGAUUUUGACGUUUUCCCUACCUACGGCGCGAAAAUAAUUGCAAAGACGGUUGCUCUCCCAAAUACGUUUCGAUCUUCCUGGAGCAGCUCGGGGAAAUGCUGCCUCCCGUUGUUUGACCCCAGACUCCGGGCUAUUGGCCAGAUCAUAUUCAAUACCCAAGUAAUCAAGCCCUUCCAAGGCACUCCGUUGGAGAUAACAGAUUUCGAGACUUAUUGGAAGGCUACGAGUCAACUGGACCAGAACCCAACCAUGUUUGUCACCGGUUCGAGCUUGUCUGGCGACUUUGUUCAGUUAUAUGUUCAACAUACCAGCGAUGGCAUCCCUGUUGUAUGGCCGCGGUGGAUGAUACAAUGCGGUGGAAUUGACGUAUCAAUCUCGCGACUAUCAUACGAGCAAUUCUCUACGGUUACGGCCUCGAAUUUUGGUCGAACUCAACUUCAUCUGAUACCCUCGCACGGCCUUAACAACAUUGCCGAGGUUCAUCGAGCUCUCAACACGGCAGGAGUUUCCUUGGAGCAAGCCCUCUCCCUGCUCCCUAAUUCGAUGCAUGUCGAUCUGCAGAUUAUCUACCCGUCAGAAGAAGAGGAGAGAAGGCUCGGAUUAGGGCCGACCGUGAACGUAAACAGCUUUGUAGAUUCCAUACUAACCAUAGUAUUUGAUCACGCGAGGGAGCAACGAGCGCAGACGAUGUCGGCUCCUGACACUGUUAGGUCGGUGGUGUUCAGCUCUUAUAACCCGACGAUCUGUACAACAUUGAACUGGAAGCAACCCAACUUCCCCGUUUUCCUAUGCAACGACCUCGGCCGGGAAGAUGUUAUGCCUUCGCCGAGCAUGAUCCAGAGUAGCGGACGAAGGACGUUUUCAGUUAAGGAGACAGUGAGGAUAGCGCAGGGUAACAACUUUAUGGGGCUCGUUUGCUGCUCCCGACUACUGGUGAGUUGUCUUAAAGCGAAAGCUAGCUGUGCAUGUGGUAUACUAAUAUGGAAUCCGAACUAGAACAUGGUCCCCGCGCUCGUCGACGCGAUAAAGUCGCAUGGAUUAGCGUUGGUCGUAGACAAAUCAGCCGAGGAGGCUACAGAGCCAUACACGCAUGCGGAUGCAUUCCCUGUUCCCAAGGGCGUCGAUGGUAUACUGAAGGGUAAUGGCGUCUUGAGAUUUAACGAGUCUAUAGGUGUAUAGACAAAAACUGCG
Molecule: messenger RNA, 2115 nt
Organism: Daldinia loculata
Lineage: Eukaryota; Fungi; Ascomycota; Sordariomycetes; Xylariales; Hypoxylaceae
Exons: 1
Coding region: 493-1920 (475 amino acids)
Biological process (GO): glycerophospholipid catabolic process
Molecular function (GO): glycerophosphocholine phosphodiesterase activity
Source: RefSeq, a predicted model, not a curated record